CGGGGCACCUGUUGUUCCCAGUGUUGCAUACUAGGAAACUCCUCCGCCGCGGCGCGUGCAUACCUUCACGCUCUGCAGUGUGCGUCGCGUGGAGAGAGAACAGAGCUCCCACGAAGAGCAGCCGCGCCGCGCCGCGCUCAAGUUUAACGGCUUUUUACGUUGCGACGGAGACCGAGAAGGAGUUCACCCGUGUCCGUGUGGAUUAUUUCAUCCCUUUUUUUUCCGCUCUGCCGCUCGCUGGAUUUUUCCCACCCGCUUUAGGACCUUUUUCCCCCCCCUCCACCCUUCCUGUGAUGUUUAGGGAUCCAACAGCAGCCUUCUCCAUCCCUGUUGCCCAGCGGCGGCUGGCCUGAAUACAAAGCCCAAUCAAAGGGGGUGGGCGGGUGGGGGGCACCAGGAUUUUGGGCCGCGGGACCGGAAGGCAUGCUGGCAGCCAUGCUGCGGCAGAGCUCUGGUGGCGGGGGAUCAGGGGGAUCAGGCGGCGGCGGCGGGGGAAAUAAGCUCACCAUGGGCAUCUCCCGGCUCUCCAGCUCCAGCCUGGGGUCCGGAGGCCACCCUAGGCCCACCAAGAGCAGCUCGGUCAGCACGGACAGCCAAGACGCCGCCCCCGCGGACCCACACUACAUCAUGCAGCUGGUCGCCGACGUGCGCAGGUUCGCCGACGUGCUCCUGCAGCUCAAAGAGGUGUUCAACUCCAAAGAGCACCAGGACUGCCUCCAUCAGGCGGUCCAUGAGCGGCUGGGGGAGCUGCUGCGCGUCCUGAAGGCCAUCAUCAAGAAGCACCAGAGCCUCAACUCUGUGGACAUCCUGAGCAGAGCCGGAACCGUGAUCGCCACGGUCAAAGGAGUGAACUUCAACGAGGUGAACGAGGAGAACAAACAGAAGCUUUUUGGUGAGAUCUACACCGCUAUCGACACGUUGGCGUUCACCUUUGGCAAUGUAGUGUCUGACUUCCUUAUGGGAGAUGUAGAGAAUGGCUCGGUGUUGGGGCUCCCCCUGACUAAGAGAAGCAGGUCUUCUGAGAACCUCUCUGUGGAAUCUGGAGGAUCCGGUCCUGAGAAAGAUGAUCCGCCAGGGCCUUCUCCACCGGUUCGGCCCGAAGAGGUGGACAGGACUCUGCAGCGGCAGGACAGCGGCGUGGAGUCGGUGCUGCUCUAUGCCAAGGCGUGGUCCAAGUACACCAAGGAGCUCCUGGCAUGGGUGGAGAAGAGGCUCAGUGUGGACAUGGAGUGUGCCAAAAGUUACGCCAAGAUGGCCGAGACGGCCAAGACGCUCGCCAGUCAGCAGGAGUUCAUGCCGUUCUGCGAGACGUACAUGACCGCAUUCAAAAACGAUGUGGAAUACAGUCAGCUGGUACUACAAACUGCAGCCGUACUCCAAAGCAACAAGUUUGUGCAGCCUCUCCUGGCCAGAAAGAAUGAGCUGGACAAGCUGCGGAGAGAGGUGAAAGAGCAGUGGCAGAGGGAGCAAAAGAAAAUGCAAGAGGCAGACAGCGCUCUGAGGAAGGCCCGGCUGCUGCAGGCUCAGCGGCAGGAAGAGUACGAGAAGGCCAAGGUGAGCACCAGCCGCCUGGAGGAGGAGCAGGCCGCGGCUGGAGGAGGCGCAGCCGCAGCCAAGCAGCUGGAAAAGAGGCGUAGGCUGGAGGAGGAGGCCCUGCAGAAGGCUGAGGAGGCCAGGGAGCACUUCAAGGCUUGUCAGGUGGAUGUCAGUGUGAAGAGAGUGGACCUGGCCAACACCAAGAGCGAGAUCAUCACUCAGAUCAGAGAAAUGGUCUCCCAGUGCGACCUCACCCUCAAGGCUGUGACCGUCAACUGGUUCCAGCUGCAGCAGGCCCAGGUCGUGUCUUUACCCGUCAACCACCAGAGUCUGUGCGAAAACGCCAAGCAGUACGAGCCCGGUCAGCGUUACAUCGACUUCGUCAGGAGUCUGCCCACCGACGGGGCUCGCCUGGAGCCGCACUCGCUGGAUUCCCCCGUCACGCCAAACCCGUGGUUGCCUUCAAACAAGCGUUCGCUGAGUGGCAGCCACUCCUCCCACAGCAAUCUGUCGCAGGCAUCCGUUACCACCGACGUCCUGGGGGGGGAGGACGUGGACGGUCACAGCAAUACCCACCAUGCCAAGCUGGCAGAGAGACGCUCCAACGGCGGCACCGACAUCCAAGCGCUUCGCCUCCAGGGUCCCUGUCGGCCCUGGGCCUCCGCCGGUCAGGCCGGAGGGAUGUGCAGCGACUCAGAGAGCGCCGGGUGGAGCAGCGAGUCGCGCUCCAUGGACUCGCCCACUGCAAGCCCAGGGGAUUUCAAGAGAAGGCUGCCAAGGACCCCCUCCACGGGCACCAUGUCGUCCGCAGAUGACCUGGACGACAGAGAGCCUCCCUCGCCGUUGGACAACGGUUUAAACGAGAUGAUCAUAGAGACGGCCAGCUCCCCGGGACCCUUCAGGAACACCCAGAUGUCCAAGGCAGCCCAGACCCACAAGCUGAGGAAGCUGCGCGCUCCCUCCAAAUGCCGGGAAUGCGACAGCCUGGUUGUGUUUCACGGAGCCGAGUGCGAGGAGUGUUCGUUGGCCUGUCACAAGAAGUGCCUGGAAACCCUGGCCAUCCAGUGCGGCCAUAAGAAGCUCCAGGGCAGGCUCCACCUGUUCGGCAUCGACUUCACGCAGACGGCCAAAAGCACGCCUGAUGGCGUCCCCUUCAUCAUCCGCAAAUGCACGUCUGAAAUAGAGAACAGGGCGCUCAACAUCAAGGGGAUCUACCGCGUCAACGGGGCCAAGUCUCGGGUGGAGAAGCUGUGCCAGGCGUUCGAGAACGGCAAAGACCUGGUGGAGCUGUCCGAGCUGUACCCCCACGACAUCAGCAACGUGCUCAAACUCUACCUGAGACAGCUUCCAGAACCGCUCAUCCUGUUCCGGUAUUACAACGACUUCAUCGGUUUGGCGAAGGAAAGCCAGAGGAUCAUCGUGGAAGACCUGGAAGCCCGGCGGCUCAGCCCCGGCGCCGUCACGGCGGCCGAGGUCAGCGUGGAGCUCAACCGGGUCUUGUUCAAAAUCAAGGAUCUGCUGAGGCAGCUGCCUCCAGCUCAUUACAAGACCCUGCAGUUCCUCAUAGAGCAUCUUCACCGGGUGACCGAGUGUUCGGAGGAAAACAAGAUGACGGCCAGCAACCUGGGCAUCAUCUUCGGCCCCACGCUGAUCAAGCCGAGGCAGGCGGACGCCGACGUUUCCCUCUCCUCUCUGGUGGACUACCCCUACCAGGCCCUCAUGGUGGAGCUUCUAAUCCGCCACUACGAGAUGCUCUUCGACACGCCACUCAGCCCGCUGCGCCGCGCCUCCCCCACCGAGGCCGACUGUCACCCUCGCCUCAGCCAGCCGGAGAGGGAGCAGCUGAGCAGGCACUCCAAGUCGCUGGGAGACAUAAAGGAGCAGAGCUCCAAGGUGUUUAAGAGACAUUCCUCCAUAAUACCGUCUUCGCACUUACUAGCCGAGGUCCAGGAGACCGUGCCGACCCUCGAUGGCAGCGACUUUGAACCCGGUGACGAGGUGGACUCGGAGAUCCUAAACGGGACGUUGUCGACGAGCGUCCCCGACAUCCCCAAACCCGGCGAGAGGGGCGUGUGGCGCUCCCAUCAGGCCGCGGUCAGCAGGGUCCAGCUGCGGCACCCUCGCGGCAAACUGUCGUCGCGGCCGAUGAGCAUGCCGGCCGAGCGCGUCCUCAGCCGAGGGCAGGUGGACGAGAACAACAGCCGCAACAGCGCCAGCCGCGAGAACAAGAAGGGAGGCGGCUGCAGCCAGUCCAUCGAGGAGGUGGACGAGACCGACAACACCAAGCUGCGAGCGGGCGCGCACUACCGCAGCACGUUCAUCGACACGCAGACGCUGCGGAGAACCUGGGACAAACAGUACAAGUACGACGCCGCCUCCAGGGCCGCCAAGCUGGCGUCCAGCUCUUCCUGCGACGGCGCCGCGCCGGACGCCGGCGUCGUGUCGUCGGCCUCCGUGCCGUCCGCCUUGAACCUGGCGACUGCGGGGAGCGCCAUCAGCACCGUUUACCCCAGCAGACCUUACACGGUGGCGGUGCGGCCCUGCAGGACUCUAAAGAGGGAGGACAACGUGGCGAAGAACAGCACCAUCGCUACGGUUUUCAGAGCUCCAAGGACUCUCCAGCCUCCUCCAGGAACGUUCUACAAGCCUCCCUCAGAGAGCAAGGCCAGAGGGCUGCAGAACUGUAAGCUAGCUAACAGCGCAGAGGAGGAAGACGACGACGACGAUGAGGAGGAGGAGGACGAGGAGGAGGACGAUGAGGAGGAGGAGGAGGACGAACUGGGGAUUGAGAUGGAGGUCUCGGUGGACGAGCCUCUGGAGGAGGUUGAGCAGGCAGCCAUGUCUCAUUCGCCCAGCUCCAGCCCUGAGGAACUGGGUCAGAACCAGACCAAACCGGUUUACCAGAGACUGAGGCCCAGGCGCCUUCAAGAGGUCGAACACAGAGAGGCUCAUUUCGUCUGAUCAGCUGCAGGUCAGGGUGGAGGCGACUGUGGCUGAAGGUGAAGGAGUCCCAUUUUAUUCCAUGAAGAGCAGAACCAUCCCAGCUGCUGUACAGGACGCACUUAACCCCCGCAGACCCUCACCAUCCUGCUCCAAUCACACGCUCCCAUCACUCGCCACCAUAUUUAUAAUUUCUAUUAAACUGUGCAAUGAUGUUUCUUGUUUUUUUUAUAUAUAUAUAUAUAUAUUUUGUACAAAGUUUCUAUACCCAUUGUUGAUGUUUGUUUUAAUGCCAAAAAGUUGUGAAUCAUCAGAUGAGAGCUCAUGAUUCAGAUGACAACACUGAACUAAAUUCGGUGCACUUAACCCCACAUGAAUCCUCCUCUGCAGACCUGACGGAGCUGGGAGAAGCGAGGGUUUUAAUCUGUUACAAGUACGUCGACUUCUGAUGAUCCGCGUGUAAAGCUGGGUAAACACAGGCCCUCAUCGGGUGGCGGUUCCGGCAGCAAGAGCUGUUUGAAAAAGAAACGAAACAUCGCUGAAGCUGGUUAGCCGUUAUGUUUUUAGACUUGGAUGACGUCAACUUGUCGGACGAGUUUUUACAAAUGCCACUAGUGUUGUUGUUGUUUUUUUUUUCCCACUUUGUUUCAAUAUCACCUUUACAUUUUAAUCGCCAAAGCUGUGUUUUUUGUUUUUUGUUUUUGUUUUUUACAACUUUAGUACCCUAUCAGUAACACAGACCUUACAUGUUCAUUGUAAGUCAAGGGAGUACACCGUUUAUCGAAGCUGUUUUUUUCAUUGUCAUGUUCAUGGUUGACAAACUGUUUCAUUUGUAAAGGAAAAAAAAGGAGAGAAAAAAACAGGUACAUUUAAACACCCUUUUGUAACUUAUUAAAAUAUAUCUUGCAAAUUCUAA
Fundulus heteroclitus (mummichog) is the source of this 5392-nucleotide messenger RNA. RefSeq names its product rho GTPase-activating protein 29. Gene Ontology annotation, molecular function: GTPase activator activity. The coding region runs from base 424 to 4497 and encodes 1357 amino acids. NCBI's taxonomy places the organism in Eukaryota, Metazoa, Chordata, Actinopteri, Cyprinodontiformes, Fundulidae. Gene Ontology annotation, cellular component: cytoplasm. Gene Ontology annotation, biological process: activation of GTPase activity; signal transduction. The record is from RefSeq and is a predicted model, not a curated record. The transcript has 23 exons.